AUGGCGGAGCGCAUGGCAGCACGUUUGGCUGCUCAGGAAGAACAAAUAGAACUGUUAAGCAAUGAAAUUACAUGGCUCCGUGAUGGAAUCUGUGGCGGACAGGACAUAUUCAAGGCCUUGGCCAGCAGCCCGGAGCUGGAGGAGCUUCGGACCGAGAACGAGAAACUGAAGUACCGGCUGAUCCACCUCCGGCGGGGUCUGCGGGAGGAGCUAGCUUCAGAAGCGCGGCAAGGCCAGGCACCGGCUAAGAAAGGCCAAGACAAAAAGGAGAAAGCAGUGAGGGAAAAUAAAAAAAACAAUAUUCAACAGAACCACACCCAACACAAGCCUGCAUCUUCUGAGGCCAAACCAGCUGAUAAAAGCAAGAAGGAGAAAGCAGGAGGACAGAAAGGAGCUGUGGAGUUAAGCCCCUGGCCCAGCUACAUACCAGAGCGUCUGACACUCUUUGAGGAGCUGAAGAAGGAGAAUGAUGCCCUGCUGGCAAAGCGUGCUGCGGAGAGCCAUCCCAUCUCAGUGGUGCUGCCAGAUGGGCAGAAAGUGGAGACACAGGCCUGGGUGUCCAGCCCCUACCAGAUAGCCUGUGGGAUCAGCCAAGGUCUUGCGGAUAACUCUGUGAUUGCCCGUGUGGACGGAGAGCUCUGGGACCUAGACCGGCCUCUGGAGAAGGACUGCUCUCUGGAGCUGCUGCGCUUUGACAAUGAUGACGCCCAAGCUGUCUAUUGGCAUUCCAGUGCCCAUAUCCUGGGGGAAGCCAUGGAGAGGUUCUAUGGGGGCUGCCUCUGCUAUGGACCUCCGAUAGAGAAUGGUUUCUACUAUGACAUGUUUCUGGAUGGACAGAGUGGUGGUGUGUCGAGCUCAGAGUUUGGGGAUCUGGAGUCCAUCUGUAAAGGCAUAAUGAAGGACAAGCAGCCCUUUGAGAGGCUGGAGAUCAGCAAGGAGACCCUGUUACGCAUGUUUAAGUACAACAAGUUCAAAUGCCGCAUCCUAAAUGAGAAGGUUACCACCCCCACCACAACAGUUUACAGAUGCGGGCCAUUGAUUGACCUGUGUCGAGGACCCCACGUUAGACACACUGGGAAGAUUAAAGCCUUAAAGAUCUACAAGAAUUCCUCCACAUAUUGGGAAGGACGCUCUGACAUGGAGACCUUACAGCGUAUCUAUGGAAUCUCCUUCCCAGACUCCAAAAUGCUGAAGGAAUGGGAGCGCUUCCAAGAGGAAGCCCGGAACCGAGACCAUCGCAAGAUCGGAAAAGAACAGGAACUCUUCUUCUUCCAUGACCUCAGUCCAGGCAGUUGCUUCUUCCUCCCCCGAGGGGCCUACCUCUAUAACACCCUCACAGAAUUCAUCAGGGAGGAGUACUGCAGACGAGGCUUCCAGGAAGUGGCCUCACCUAACAUCUACAACAGCAAGCUGUGGGAGACCUCUGGCCACUGGCAGCACUACAGUGAGAACAUGUUCUCCUUCCCCGUGGAGCAGGAUAUCUUUGCUCUGAAGCCCAUGAACUGCCCUGGUCACUGUUUGAUGUUUAGCCAUCGGCCCCGGUCAUGGCGAGAGCUGCCUCUCAGGCUGGCUGACUUCGGGGUCCUCCAUCGUAACGAGCUGUCGGGGACACUCACUGGGCUCACCAGGGUGCGACGCUUCCAGCAGGACGACGCCCACAUCUUCUGCACCAUGGAACAGAUUGGGUCCGAGAUGAAAGGUUGCCUGGACUUCCUGCGCUGUGUCUAUGACGUCUUCGGCUUCUCCUUCCAACUCAACCUCUCCACACGUCCAGAGAAGUAUCUGGGUGACAUUGCUGUGUGGAACCAAGCUGAAAAGCAACUGGAGGAUAGUCUAAAUGAGUUUGGGGAACCGUGGAAACUGAACCCAGGCGAUGGAGCUUUUUACGGACCCAAGAUCGAUAUUAAGAUUAAAGAUGCUAUUGGGCGCUACCACCAGUGUGCCACCAUCCAGCUUGACUUCCAGCUUCCGAUCCGCUUCAACCUGACCUUUGUAGGGAAAGAUGGAGAUGACAAAGCUCGACCUGUCAUUAUUCACCGGGCCAUCUUAGGCUCAGUGGAGAGGAUGAUUGCCAUUCUCACUGAGAACUAUGCUGGGAAGUGGCCGCUGUGGCUCUCCCCACGGCAGGUGAUGUUUGUGCCUGUCAAUCCUUCCCUGGAGGACUAUGCCAAAGAGUUAUGUAAGCGGUUUGUGGAAGCAGGCUUCAUGGCAGAUGCCGAUCUUGACUCAGGCUGUCUCUUGAACAAGAAGAUCCGCAACGCCCAGCUUGCGCAGUACAAUUUCAUCUUAGUGGUUGGCGAGAAGGAGAAGAUGACUAACACCGUGAAUGUGCGCACCAGAGACAACAAAGUGCACGGAGAGCUCUCUGUCGAGGAGGUUCUAGCACGGUUGACCCUGCUGAAGCAGUCGCGUUGCCGGAACGCAGAGGAGGUGUUCUGAACUGGAGCCGGACCAGCGCCUCGUUAGACACCAUGUGUGCCGUUGAGUCACCACUCGAGUUUACCAGUGACAUUAGACAGGGAGACAUCUUAAUCUAAAAUAGGAAUAGGUGCGAUUUUCUUUUUGUCUUUUUUUUUUUUUUGUGAACACAGAAAGGAAGCGAGGUGGGCAAAAGGUCUAGUGAGGUCAUUUUUUGAGAAAGGAGACACAAAGGAUACCUUUGACUGUAAGGUCAUUGUACUUCCUCUGUAGAGAAGAAAUUGUAUCCAUUUGACUGACUAGCCAUUGUGUUGUCAGAUUGCUUUGGAGAAAUACUUAAGCUUAACUGGGACACUGAAACACAAUGGCUAUCAGAUCAACUGGGCAAUAUCAAUCAUGAAGGGAAUGGCACGGAGUCAGUAAGAUAAAAUCAUGUUGUGUUCAAAGACAGAUGCACAUUUAUAUUGAAUUAAUUUUGUGUAUGUCAAUGAAGGAUUUGUAUUUAAGCUCUGUCUCCAUGUAAUUGUUGUGCUUCUGGACCUUUGAAAUAAACCUUUGACCAUUAUGCUCA
This is a messenger RNA of Alosa sapidissima (American shad), 2989 nucleotides long. It is a transcript of the gene tars3, whose product is annotated as threonyl-tRNA synthetase 3. The coding region runs from base 1 to 2439 and encodes 812 amino acids. Gene Ontology annotation, cellular component: cytoplasm. Lineage: Eukaryota; Metazoa; Chordata; Actinopteri; Clupeiformes; Clupeidae. The record is from RefSeq and is a predicted model, not a curated record. Gene Ontology annotation, biological process: threonyl-tRNA aminoacylation. Gene Ontology annotation, molecular function: ATP binding; threonine-tRNA ligase activity. The transcript is spliced from 19 exons.